AUCAAAAUUAUUAAACUUCCAUCCCAUCAUCAUUCCUUCUUUGAACUUUCUCCCAUUCCAUCUCCCUCUGCCUCUUCCUCUUCCUCUGUUUCCUAUAUAACUCCCUCCUUUCCUCAUUCAUCUCAUAAUUCUCAUUUUCAAUCUCACUUUCUCUUCUCUCUACUUGUCCUUUACUACAUCUUCAAUCAUCAACCAUGGAAGCUCACCCCCCGAUCCCUCAUUUGGCCAUUUUACCAAGCCCUGGAAUGGGCCAUUUGAUCCCACUUAUCGAAUUCGCCAAACGCCUCCUCUCCCACCAUCGUUUAACCUUCACUUUCAUCAUCGCUUCCGAUGGUCCUCCGUCUCAGCCUCAACAAGCCCUCCUCAAUUCCCUUCCUUCCGGUAUCGAUCAUCUCUUCCUUCCUCCACUCAGCUUCGACGAUCUCCCACCAGAUUCCAAAAUUGAAACUAUCAUCACUCUAACCAUUUCUCGCUCUCUCCCAUCCCUAAGAAACGUACUCAAAUCCAUGGUUCCUCAAUCCAACCUCGUCGGCUUGGUUGUCGAUCUUUUCGGCACCGAUGCCUUCGAUGUAGCCAGAGAGUUCAACAUUUCCUCUUACAUAUUCUUCCCCUCCACUGCCAUGUUACUCUCCUUUGCUCUGUUUUUACCCAAACUCGAUGAAUCUGUCGUCGGGGAGUUCCGCGACCAUCCUGAACCAAUCAAAAUCCCGGGAUGUAUUGCAAUUGAAGGCAAGGAUCUAUUGGACCCAGUUCAAGAUAGGAAGAACGAAGCCUAUAAAUGGACGCUCCACAAUGCAAAGAGGUAUGCUUUAGCAGAUGGGAUUUUUCUUAACAGCUUCCCUGAAUUAGAGCCUGGAGCUAUAAAGUAUCUGCGAGAAGAAGAACCAGGGAAGCCCCUCGUUUACCCAAUUGGACCGUUGGUGAAAAUCGACGCAGAUGAGAAGGAAGAAAGGGCAGAGUGUUUGAAAUGGCUAGACGAACAGCCACAUGGGUCUGUUUUGUUCGUAUCAUUUGGAAGUGGGGGUACUCUGAAGAGUGCUCAAAUCGACGAAUUGGCGUUAGGAUUGGAAAUGAGUGGACAAAGAUUCAUUUGGGUGGUUAGAAGUCCUUCCGACAAAGCCGCAGACGCCACAUAUUUCAGCGUCCACAGUCAAAGUGACCCACUCGGUUUCUUACCGGAAGGAUUCCUAGAAAGAACGAAAAACAGGGGAAUGGUGGUGCCGUCGUGGGCGCCACAAGCUCAAAUUCUGAGCCACGGCUCCACCGGUGGAUUUUUAACGCAUUGUGGAUGGAAUUCAACGUUAGAGAGUGUGGUAAAUGGGAUUCCUCUGAUUGCUUGGCCGUUGUACGCAGAACAGAGAAUGAACGCAGUGAUGCUUACGGAAGAGAUUAACGUGGCAUUAAAGCCAAAAAGGAAUGAGAAAACAGGGAUAGUGGAGAAGGAGGAGAUAUCGAAAGUGGUGAAAUCUUUGUUGGAAGGAGAAGAAGGGAAGAAACUGCGUCGGAAAAUGAAGGAAUUGAAAGAAGCAUCGGAAAAAGCAGUUGGAGAAGAUGGAUCAUCCACUAAGAUAGUGACCAAUUUGGUGAACAAUUGGAAGGCUAAAAUUUCCACUUAGGAGAAACUCUAUUUCAAAUUUGAAAUUUUAUGCUUUUGUUAAUUUUAUGUGUUUGUUCCUAAUAAAAGUAUUCCUUCAUUUGUUCAUUGUAAAAAAUUGAUCCUUCACCAUUUAGUAUAAAUAAAUAUAUAUAAUUUAUUUUGAAA
This is a messenger RNA of Cucumis melo (muskmelon), 1762 nucleotides long. RefSeq names its product hydroquinone glucosyltransferase-like. Gene Ontology annotation, molecular function: UDP-glycosyltransferase activity. The transcript has a single exon. The coding region runs from base 195 to 1616 and encodes 473 amino acids. The record is from RefSeq and is a predicted model, not a curated record. Lineage: Eukaryota; Viridiplantae; Streptophyta; Magnoliopsida; Cucurbitales; Cucurbitaceae.